Messenger RNA from Teleopsis dalmanni, 639 nucleotides. RefSeq names its product Golgi-associated plant pathogenesis-related protein 1-like. Bases 64 to 534 code for a protein of 156 amino acids. The transcript is spliced from 3 exons. The record is from RefSeq and is a predicted model, not a curated record. NCBI's taxonomy places the organism in Eukaryota, Metazoa, Arthropoda, Insecta, Diptera, Diopsidae.
AAUUUAAAAAAAUUUUUCCAAAAAAAUUAAGAUGGCUGCUAAAACUAAAUUCAAGUGAUAGAUAUGUGCGGAGCAUGUUGUGGAAAACAGAAAAAAUUUAAAAAGGAGUGUUUAGAAGAGCACAAUAGAUUACGAGAAAUGCAUGAUUGUCCACCAUUAAAACUGGAUGCCAAACUGUCCAAGUAUGCUCGAAACUGGGCUAAGAGCUUAUCAAAAGGCGAUAAUCUGCAAUAUCGAAUUCCCAAGCUGCAUGGUGAAAAUAUUUACUAUACCAGAUACAAAAAUGUACCGGGAACGGAACCCGUCAGAUUUUGGUACAAUGAAAUCGUUAAUUAUGACUAUGGCAUUCAAAAAUUUCAAUGCGGUACUCAAGGUUUCACACAAGUCUUAUGGAAAAAUAGCUGUUUACUCGGAAUAGGUAUUGCAAAAAAGAAAGAACAGAUAUGGGUUGUUUGUAACUACAGUCCGACGGGAAACAUUCCAGGACAAUAUGCAGCAAAUGUUCCAACGAGAAGCUGCGAUGACGAUGAUUAAUUUCUUAAAAGAGGGUUUUGAUUGAACAAUAGAAAUCAUAUGUUUUGGAAAUAGUAUGUUAGUCACACAAUUGUUAGACGAAAUAAAUAAUAUUUAUUAUAAUUU